Molecule: messenger RNA, 1062 nt
Organism: Cryptomeria japonica (Japanese cedar)
Lineage: Eukaryota; Viridiplantae; Streptophyta; Pinopsida; Cupressales; Cupressaceae
Product: BURP domain-containing protein 3-like
Exons: 3
Coding region: 1-1062 (353 amino acids)
Source: RefSeq, a predicted model, not a curated record
AUGGGCGAUAUCGUCCUUCACUUGUUAGUAGCGGCUAGCGGAGCAGUGCAGUUGCAGGGUGAAUGGGUAUCUUCGUCUCCGAGUAUAGCGUACAGGUAUGAGAAGAUGCCCACAACACCCAUUCGACAGAGUCCGUGGGAGCUUAUCUCACCUGAUGAUGAUGAGAAUGUCCCAAAGCUGGAAGGACUGAAAAUCAAAGGCAGAAGAGUCGGGGUGCCGUCUUUGAUACGCUUGGUGCAGGAAUCUCAAAGCACUCCCAAAACUCAGAACUGUUUCCCUUUCUUUUCCCAUUCUUCCUCCCCUCCCGAUGAAAACGGUCCUUUUUGGUACCGUUCUUACGCUGCAGAUGAAAUCCCUUUCCUUUACCGUUCUAACGCUGCAGAUGAAAUCCCUUUCAUUUACGGUUCUAACGCUGCAGAUGUGCAAAUGCCAACACACUCAUCGCAAAGCGCAUUUCUGCUGGAGAAGGAUUUGAAGAUGUAUUUCCUUCCACGCUCCAUGGCAGAUGAAAUCCCUUUCUCCUCCGACAAGCUUUCUCUGGUGUUCAAGGAACUCAACACAGCCCCAGAUUCCGUAACCGCUCUGGCUAUGAACCAAACUUUACAAGCAUCCGAAGCUCCUGGUGUGAAGGGCGAAACUAAGUACUGCGCAACAUCGCUGAAGUCUAUGAUUGACUACAUCACAUCGAAGCUGGGAAGCAAUCACGUAACCGUGCUGGCAACGAAUGUUCCAAAGACUUCAAAAUCCAAGGAGCAGGAAUAUACCAUCAUGGAAGUGAAAUACGUGAGCGAAGGGGAGAAGCCAGUGUACGUCUGUCACAGUAUAAAAUAUGCGUACGCAGUGUAUUACUGCCACGAUUUGCAAGGCACGAAGGUCGCAAGAGUUUGGGUGAAGGGCGAAGAUGCAGGCAGCACGGUGGAGCCGGUGACCAUCUGUCACACAGACACCAGCAACUGGAAUCCCAAACACAUGGCAUUUCAGGUGUUGAACGUGAAGCCUGGUGCUGCUACUAUCUGCCAUUUUAUUCCCGAAAACAACUUUGUGUGGCUGGGAGCCAGCUAA